UGUAAAUGUAAGUUGAUUCUUGAAAUUAUUGUUUGAGAAUGACAAGCAAUAGAGAUAAAGUAGGUGUUGAAACUAUCGAAGCUGCUGCAGCAGAGAGUUAUAAACCAAAAGGCGGCGGCAAUGAUGAAGCGAAUGUUUUACAAAACAUAGAAGGAAUGAACUUGGAAGACUUUGAAGAACAACUGAAGGAUGUGAGUUCCUUAGAAGAUGAAAUUCUAACCGAGGAGGAAAGACUGCAUCCUUGGAAACAAACUCCUAGACUAUUCAUUCUGGUUGCUUUCGCAGCUUUAGGUGCUUUUAUAGUAGGAGUUGACAUAUCGCUAGUGAGCGGUGCUGAAAUACAGUUCAUGUACAAAUUCAAGAUAGCCAAUAAGACCAAUCUAUUGGGUUUAACUACUUCCGCUACUACUCUCGGUGCAUUGGUGGGCUCUAUGGCGGCUAUUAUUCUCAAUGAUAAGAUCGGUAGAAGAGGUACUUUGCUGAUUGCUGGAGUAUGGUCAGUAGGAUCAGCAUUAUGGGAAGCUUUGGCUCCUUCUUGGGCAAUGUUAUUGGUUGGUAGAUUGAUGUUGGGUAUUUCUAUGGGAAUGAUAUCCAGCACAGUUCCUAUUCUCUUAGCAGAAGCCGUUCCUACUGCCAUUC
This is a messenger RNA of Galdieria sulphuraria, 639 nucleotides long. RefSeq names its product MFS transporter, SP family, sugar:H+ symporter. Gene Ontology annotation, cellular component: membrane. The transcript has a single exon. Gene Ontology annotation, molecular function: myo-inositol:proton symporter activity. The record is from RefSeq and is a predicted model, not a curated record. NCBI's taxonomy places the organism in Eukaryota, Rhodophyta, Bangiophyceae, Galdieriales, Galdieriaceae. The annotation marks the transcript as partial. Gene Ontology annotation, biological process: transmembrane transport.